Molecule: messenger RNA, 5516 nt
Organism: Biomphalaria glabrata
Lineage: Eukaryota; Metazoa; Mollusca; Gastropoda; Planorbidae
Exons: 16
Coding region: 122-1978 (618 amino acids)
Biological process (GO): glutathione catabolic process
Cellular component (GO): plasma membrane
Molecular function (GO): glutathione gamma-glutamate hydrolase
Source: RefSeq, a predicted model, not a curated record
UAAGCAUAAAUAGCUGUUUCCGGUUUUUAUUAUAAUGUAAACAAUCGAUCAAUCUUUGAAUCUAUCAUCUUGGACGUAGAAUCUAGCAUUGUAACCAGCCAGAAAUACUUUACCAGGCAUAAUGGAAUCUAUUGAGCAGCCUUUUGACAGCAUUACACGUAUAGUUCAUGAUAUGCCAGAUAUAGGAAUGAAUGAUAAAACUGGAUUGAUUGAAACUGACAGACCAGGGAAACCAAUCCACAAUGGAGAUAGCCCUGGUGCUGAGUCAUCUCCUUUACACCAGUUGAAAACUACCAACAGCAUACUGUAUGGACCUCAAAAUAGAGGGCUGCGUGUCAUUAUCGUUUCUGCCAUUGUAUUCUCUGUAGCCAUCACCAUUGCUUUGAUUCUAACUAUCUACUUAGAGCCGAAGCAGGUUCAUGGCCAUGCUGCCGUAGCCUGUGAAGAUGUACGCUGCAGUGACAUUGGCUUGAGCAUCCUUAAAGAUGGUGGAAAUGCUGUGGAUGCUGCAGUGGCAACUGCCUUUUGUCUUGGAGUAGUUAAUCCUGCUCAUUCUGGGAUCGGCGGAGGAGGAUUUGGUCUAGUUCAUGACCAUAAGUAUAAACUCUCCUGGGCUUACAACUUUAGGGAAGCAGUUCCUGCAAAGUUGGCACUCGAUGAACUGAAUGUUCCAAACAAAGAAAAGAGCAUCAAAUCAGCUGGCGUGCCAGGGCUUGUUAAAGGCUUGCAUGUUAUACACAAACAGCAUGGCCAAAUGCCCUGGAAAAAAUUGCUAGAGCCUUCAAUUGAACUGGCAUCUUCUGGUUUCAACAUAACUAAAGAAUUAGCUGAAUUACUAAAGGCAGUGAAUCCUCCUUUCAAUGAUGCAGAAUUAAGGAAUCUCUUUAUGCGAGAUGGAGUCAUGAAAGGUGUCAAUGACACUGUUAUCUGGCCUUCACUUGGUGAAACACUAGGACACAUAGCCAAUGACCCGGACAGUUUUUAUACUGGAUCCCUGAUGCGAAAGUUUGUGAACACUGUAAAAGAACUUCAAGGAUCCAUAACUGAAGAAGACAUGAAGAACUACACAGUCACUACACCUGAGGUGCUGAAAACAAAAUUUAAAGAGCUCACUGUCGUCAGCUUACCCCCACCAGCUGGAGGAACUCUUGUUGCCUUAAUUCUGAAAAUGGCUGACACAUUAGGCUGGAAAGCCAAUCAAGCUAACACCACUCUGGCAUACCAUCAACUGAUUGAGAUCUACAAAUUUGUCUACGCCCACCAGUCUUUGUUGGGGGACCCAGCGUUUAACCCUCAGAUGUUGAACACCAGCAGAGAUCUAUUGUCAGAUGAGUUUGUUGCUUUCCUUGUGGGGAAGAUCAAUGAUAACACCACAUUCAAUCAGACGUCUCACUAUGGGCCUUUCUCUCCCCAACCCAGUGCAGGGACCUCGCACUUGACUGUGAUUGAUUCCUCUGAAUUGAUGGUCUCCAUGACUCUAAGUAUAAACUACAAUUUUGGCAACCAGAUCACUGUUGGGGAAAUGGGAAUCAUACUAAACAACGAACUGCUGGACUUAAAUUUGAAUAACUUAUCACUUCCUAAUGGUUUUGCUGGUGGCAAGAGACCCCAGUCCUACAUGAGCCCAACAAUUCUAUUUAAUGAUGAACAUCCUUGUGACCACAGAAUUAUCAUUGGAGGAUCUGGUGGAGACAAAAUAGUCGCAGGUGUAGCAGAGUCCAUUAUUAAUGCUGUCGUCUUCAACCAAAACUUGUCCAGUGCAGUAUGCUCCCCCAGGGUUCACAAUGAACUAACUCCAGUCACAUGGUAUGAAGAUGGCAUCAGUGAAAAUAUACUCACGGAGCUCAGAGGAAAGAAUCACUUCCUAGAGCGUCUUCCCCCUGCAGAAUCAGCUGGUAUCAAUGGCAUAGAGAAAACCAAUGAUGCUAUCCUGCCGUAUGCAGACUACAGAAAAUUUGGUGGAGUUGCGAUGUACUGAUGAUGGACCUCAUUGUUGGUGCUAUUCAUUUGUUACACUUAUUCUAUAUUUAUUUGUUUUAUGUACAGUUCAUGAAGUUUUAUAUUUGAGGUUGACAAGGUUAAAUGUUGGGAUAAACUCAAGUGUAGCCACACAAUAUUUGCUCUUCAGGAAAGGAAAGUAACUCUAUCUCAAAGUCUUUAGGUCAGGCUUGUAAUGCUGUUGAGUCACCAAUGAGGUUGAGAAGUCAAAUGAUUAAAAAAGAGAAAUUUAAAUCUUGUCUGGUUCAUUAAGGAAAAUGGAGAGACCACUUUUUGUUCGCCCUUCUUGAAGCAGGUGACUCAAAACACGAGCCUCAGCUUGGAUGAAUAUUCCUUUGAAAGAUCUUCAAUUCUUGUGAUACACAUUUUUUUUCCACAGUUGCAUUUUUUUUGUUUUUGUUUUACACUGUGAAAUAUUUGCAAGUUAAUCAAUAAAAUGGAGGCAAAACUUAAAUAUCUGUAUUUUGUCACUGGAGCAGAUUUGUGAAGUGAUGCCCACCAGAAGUAUACAAGCUUGAUUUCUAGAUUUAAUUAAAAAAAUCCUCAUAAAAUAGUAAACAGGUGUAGUAUUUCAAUCUUAUAUUAUUAUUAUUAUUGAUCAGUGUACAUUUUAUAUUCAAACUAUUAUUAUAGAAAUUAUUGUGUUAUUAUUAUUUAUGUGUAAUAUUAAGGUCGAUUGUUUGUAAAUCACUAUUUAAAUGAACUCCAGCAAAGACAUAAAUUAAUAUGUGCUAUUAGGUAAACUAAUUAAGUUUUUUUUAGAAAUUACUUUUCAAUCACGUAAAGUACAUUUAUUGUUGAUGGAAAAUCAUUUGAAACACUAAAAUUCCCCAAGCAGUUAUCUUUCCUUGGUUCCUGAUCAUAAAGACUUGCAUUACAUUGAGGGAUGAACUAGAAACAAAUGUUUUAAGUUUAUUUCAUGAAGCUUUGAGUUUUUCAAUAUUGUUUGUAAGAAUCUCAACUCUUUUGAUUACUUCAUGCUACAUCUAGCUAGACUCGUUACACUACUUAGUUUUGCUGUAACUAGAACAUUUUGAACACAAAAACAAAUGACUUUAUUGGAUUUUGACAUCAGAGAGUGGGCUGGCCUAGAUACAUUAUAAAGGAGGCUGACCUAGAUAGAUGCCAUCAAUAAAGGGGCUAGCCUGAAUUAUGACAUCAAGGUGUAGACUGGCCUGAAUAGAUGACAUCAAGGAGUUGGAAAAGGGGGGGAGGGUGUUUCUGCCUAACUAGACAAUAUAAAUCCAGGGAACAAAUCAACGGGCGUAGCCGGUGUUUACUUCUAGUAGAUCUUUAACAAAUAUAUAAUAUGAACAGAUAACAUCAGAUGUGAUCUGGAUAUAAGGCAUCAGAUUUGACCUGGAUAGAUCACAUCAUAUGUGGUUUGGAUAGAAGGCAUCAGAUGUCGCAUGGAUAGAUGACAUCCGAUGUGGUCUGGAUAGAUGACAUCAAGACUUAAGUCUGUUUUAUUGAUCCUUAUGGAAAUGUGUUGUGAUUACAAGGACUCUUUUUACAUAUAAAGACAACACAACAGAAACAUACAUAUAAAUACAACAGACUCAACCUAAAGAGUUCAUUCAUCGACUACACACAGGCAUCUUGGUCCUUUUAAUUUUUCCUGAUCAACGAGUGGCGUUGAUAAAGUCUGACCGAUUAAGGAACGAAUGAGUUUUUGUACCGCCCUGUUCUUGUCUUGGUUGACAGAAGUCGCCUACCAUCUGUUAUCAGAUUUUGCAUAGUCACGCCGUAAAAAUGAUCUGGUCUGGAUAGAUGACAUAAGGAAGAAGCGGCCUAUCCUCCUCCCAGCAUGACAGACUGUAGAAAUGAAAGAGUCACAACAAAUCACAAAAUCCAUUCUCCCCACAACAAAAUAAAAAAAAUAACACGGGAUCGUACACAAAAUGAAGGCAGAAACAUUUUAUUUGUUGUCAUAAGCAAAACUUAAUCUUGACAUUUUUUGUCCCCCCCCCCCAAAAAUGCAACUUGAGGUUCAUUUAGUGACUAUAGUUUAUUGUCCUGUAUGUUACGCAGUUUCAUCAAUGAUUUGUAUAAAUGGUGUCAUCAGGAAGCUGUUGUUACUUUUUUUCCUUGUGCAAACUCAAGUAAACAAGGAAUCAGAUGGCGAAUCAAUAAUUCCAUUUAUAAAUGGAGAGCUUCUUAGCAUUCGUGUAGACCCUAAAACAGACUUUGGAUUAUGUCCAUUGAUGAUUGUAGAACUUUUUGGUGGCUGGAGCACUCUAGAUUGAAGUCUUUCUGUUUCAGAAUCUCCAUUCGUCUGGUCUAAAAGUCUUUGAUUUGUUGGCUGUGAAAUAAAAUAAAAAAUGUGAACAUUUACAUUUGUAGAGCAUCGUGUCCAUUGGCGGGAAGGAAAGGCUGCCUGGUUUCAGGUUACCCGCCAGAGGGCGGUUCGCGUAGCAUUUUACACAAAAUAUGCACAAUAGAAAGACUAACACCAUUAGUAAAAUCACUAAAUGUUGACACUUAAGGGCAGAAGAUUAAACAUUAAAGUAGCAAUACGACAUAAUAUAAUAAACCAUAGUUUACAAAUUAGAAAAACAAAACCUAAUAGAAUGCUCACAAAGACACGAAGAUAAAGGAACAUUUCUUAUUCCAAAUGUUGGGACAAAUUCGUACAAGUGAUCCUUCUUCCCCAGUGGAGUUAGAGUAUGUAAUGGUUUGCCUUAAUCAGCUAGGAAUACCAACGACUUAGCAGAAUUUAUGUCUCUGAUUAACAUGCAUGUCUAGAUUGACACAUGAAAUGCGUAGGACGUAAUUAUCUUCUCUUUUGAAUUGACGUCUGUAAUAAAAGAUCUAGUUCCUCCGCAGUAUUUCUUUGUCUUACCAGAAGCUUGAGAAAGUCAUUUGCUGCUCGAAAUAAGCCAUCACGCUUUUGGUUUGCAUUGAAGAGCUCUCAUCAAUGAAAAUGUGAAUGUCUGUGUGUGUGUUUUGUGCAGAGCUCUAUAGAAAGUUUGUUGUGUGCUGAGUGUAAAGGUCAUGAACUUUUCACUUGUCAAGUAAAGAUAAGAUAACAUUUAUUGAUCCAAUCAAAUGGAAAUUCGGUUUGACUACAAUUGACAACCUCAGCGUAACUACUGUACAAUAACAAUAUAGAUGCACAUACGAACGACAUUCACACACGAAAAACACAUACACACACAUAAAGGGCACACAUUUUCAUGCGAAGGAUUAAAAAAAAAAGAUCAAUCGAAUUUGUAGUAAAUUUCGAUUAGAGAAUGUAGAUUUCUAUAAAUAUCUCACCUUAUUGUCAAGAAGGCUUCUUAAGCCUUCCAGAUUGAAUUUGAUUCCAGAAGUUACAUCCCAAAAGACAAAACACAGGGCCAGAAAGAAAUACAAAAUUGUACACUUCAUUUUGGAUCUGCAAAUAAGCUUCAUGAAAUCAAACAAAUCUUUCGGUCUGCAAGACCUAAUUAAAACAUAACAUUGAUAUAUUGUUCGCUGGAUACACACAUAUUUCAUUUAUGAAAAUUCAUCUUUAAUAAAACAACGCUACAAGUUUA